Molecule: messenger RNA, 2476 nt
Organism: Rhodotorula graminis WP1
Lineage: Eukaryota; Fungi; Basidiomycota; Microbotryomycetes; Sporidiobolales; Sporidiobolaceae
Exons: 2
Coding region: 1-2391 (796 amino acids)
Source: RefSeq, a predicted model, not a curated record
AUGGCCUGCGAGUGCGAGUGCGGCCACCACCACGACUGGGACGAGGAAGAAGACGACGAGGCCCUCCGCGUCGACCUGUCCAACCGGCCCAUCGCUCCCCUCCCCCUCCGCAAGCGCCAGCGCCUCAGCGCCGAGUCGUCCGCCUCGGUCGCAGAGCUCCAGAGCGGCAUCGCCGCCCUCCGCCUGUCGUCGCCCGCCGCCGUGCGCGAGCCCAGCUCGGGCAGCGAGGGUGACGACGACCGCACCGCCCGAGAUGCUCGAGCCGCGUCUCGGGCCCACGAGCGAGGCGCGCUCGCGGCGGGCAACAGAGGCGGCGGCGGCGGCGGGAGACGGAACGACGACGAGGACGACGGCGGCGGGCACGAGCACGGCGGCGGCGACGAGCGCAACGAGGAGGCGUGGGACCGGUGGCUGUCGAAACGCGCCGACCCGCUCGAGGCGUCGCGCGACCCGGAUCGUGUCGCGGGCGAGGCGCCCGACGAGUCGACCAAAACGACCAACUCGCUCGACCCGGGCUCGACAGGGUCCGAGUCGCCGCCGACCUCGCCCGCCCUGUCGGACGGCAAGAAGCCGAUCCUGUUCGGCAACGAGGGCCAGCGCAUCGUCCAGUCGCUCGCGACCGCCAACUCGUUCUCGCCCGCCGGCCUGUUUGGAGGGCUCGGCCUCGCGACGCUCCACCCGUCGCUCGCGCCGUCGGUCGCCGAGCGCCACUUUGACGACGACGAGGACGGCGACGAGGACUCGUACGGCGUCGUCGACCGCACGCGCCCGCCCGUCGAGCCGACCAUGGCGAGCCAGGUCAGUGCGACGGCGCUCGGCCUCGGCGAGUCGAACAAGAAGAAGCGCAAGAUCCCGGGGCUCGCCCAGGGCGGGCCCGCGAGGGACGGCGACACGGCCGACGACGCUGCGCCCGUCCAGUCGUCGCCGUCGGCGCCCUUUUCCGGCGAGUUCAAGCCGAGCAAUGGUCCGCUCGCACCCGUCAACCCGCCCACGACCGCCGAGGCCGCCCUCGCCAAGCUCCGCAUCCGCCCUCCUCACAUCUCGCUCUGCGACAACUGCAUCUCGGCCCGUCGAGCGCACCGCAAACGCCUGCGCGCGACCGCCGCCAAGCAGCAUCCUCUCGCGCUCCCUCCCGUCCCCGCCUUCGUCCCGCCCGCCAUGCCCAAGGAGGGCCCGCCGCCGCUCCCGCCAGGGUCGGGCCUCAAGGGCAGCAAGGCGAUCAAGCUCGCGAUGAAGGCGGCCAAGGAGCGCGAGAAGGAGAAGGAGCGCGUGCGCAACCUGUUCGCGCACGUCCGCGUCCCCAACCUGUUCGACCCGCACGGCACGGCCAACCCGCCACCGAGCGUCGUCACGCGCGCGAUCAAGGCCGACCUCGACCGGCGCCGCGGCGAGAGCGAGCCGAGCGAGGCGUCGCUCGUGCACGCCAAGCCGCAGUCGCUCGACCUGUUCACGUUCGUCGAGCGGCCGCCGUCGGUCGUCGAGCUGCGGUGGACGGCUGUCAACGACCAGAAGGAGCGGCUCAAGGCGGCCAAGGAGCGUGCGGCGCGGGCUCGCGAGGAGGAGGAGAGGCGGCGGCACGACAAGGAGGAGAAGAUGAUGCGCGCCGAGGCCGCCGGCACGGUCGAGGCGCCGCCUGCGCCACUUCCUCCCGCGCCGCCCGUCCCUGCGCCUGCACCUGCGCCAAACUCAACCAAGCGCACACCGACAGCGGCGCCCCGUCCCGUCAACGCGCCAGCGUCAGCUCCUGCACCUGCGCCCGCCGCACCGACCUCGUCCCUCCCUGCUCCUUCCACCUCUUCUGCCGUCUCGACGCCUCUCGUCCCGCCUCCCGACGUCGCCCUUCCCUCUCCUCCUGCCGCCUCGUCCCUCCCGCCGACGCCUUCGCGCAAGCCGACGGCGAAGAAGGGCCGCAAGAAGCGGUCCGCGCACGCCAACGCCCUCAACGUCCACCACCGCGACAACUACGUCCCCUCGCGCCUCCCCUCGCACACGCCGAGCACCAACGGCGUCGCGCACGACGCCAACGGCACGCCGUACCUCACGUCGUGGCCGGCGUCGGACGAGGCGCUCGCGUCGGCGGGCCCGUACGCGUCCACGUGCGGCGCGGGCCACUUUUGCGGGCCCGACGAGUGGCUCUGCCUGUUCUGCGAGUACGAGCUCUUCUACGGCGAGGAGCCGCUCCUGUACCGCGCCGUGCGCAAGCGCCACAACGUGCUCAAGGUUCGGCAGAAGGCCAAGGACCGCGCGACCAAGGCGACGCACGGCGGCGCCUCGGCAGCAUCGUCGGCGACGGACCCGGGCCCUGGAGCACCUGUCGAGGCGUCGACGUCGAGCGGCAUGGCGCCUCCAGACGAGGUCGACGACCUGCCGCCGCUCGAGGAGAACGACUGAGCCCUCUCCCCCACCUUCUCUCGCUCUUACCGCUCUCUUGUGUACUGCUGCCGUUCCUUCGCAUCGUGCAAUCUUUCGUUCUCUG